AUGCCAUCAGUGAAGCACAUCCUGAAAGAUCUCGACGGGCAUGCUCGGAGCGGUCAGUUGACGGGGAUCAUCGGACCCAGCGGGUCUGGGAAGUCCUGCCUCAUGAACGUCCUCGCCGGCUACACGACGAAGGGAGUGACGGGGACCGUGACGGUGAACGGGAAGACGAGGAACAAGAGGAAGUUCCGAAAGCUGUCGGCGUACGUGACCCAGGACGACUACCUGAUGGAGAACCUGACCGUGGGCGAGUCCAUGACCAUGGCAGCCAACCUCAAGCUCCCCGCCACCUUGUCCAAGGAAGAGAAGGCAAACGUCGUGACGGAGAUCCUGGAGAAUCUGGGCUUGUGCGCGUGCGUGAAGACCUUAUCCCGGUCUCUAUCCGGUGGUCAAAGGAAACGGCUGUGCGUCGCCCUCGAACUGGUCAACACGCCUCAAGUCAUGUUCUUCGAUGAACCCACUAGUGGACUGGACAGCUCGUCGUGCGUGCAGUGCAUCAGCCUGCUGGGGUCUCUGGCGAAGGCAGGGAGGACGAUCAUCUGCACGAUCCAUCAGCCGAGUGCGAAGGUCCUCGAGAUUUUCUCGCAACUCAUUCUGCUGGCGGAUGGGAGAUGCUUCUACGCCGGUUCCGUGAAAUCCCUCGUCCCCUAUCUGGGGGAAAGUCACGGUCUUCAUUGUCCCUCCUAUCACAACCCUGCCGAUUACGCGAUGGAGUUGGCCGUGGGUGAUCAUGGAGGAGAAUCCCUCAAACGACUGGUCCAGGCUGCUAAGGAUGGCAAGUGUCUUCAAUACGAUCUGGAACAUAACAAGGACUUCUUCCGCACCGGCAGUCGGAUCGGUCACGAAAGCAACAAGAGGAUUUCGAGGGAGAGCUCCUCGCAGACGGUCCCCCUUGACGGGGCCCGAGAGCCAGGAGAAGAAGGCGAAAAGGAGCACAACGGAGAGACGCAGCUAGGCGUGGAAGAGGAUCUCUCGAGCGAGAAGCUUGGAGCGGAGGAGGAGGGAAGCGAGUACGCGUCCAGUUUCCCCGUCACCUUCUGGACUCAAGUCCGCAUUCUGUACCACAGAACUCUUUUCUCCACCCUUCGCGAUGCGAUGCUGAUGAGAGUAAGGAUAGCCUGUCACAUAGCAGUGGGUCUUCUCAUCGGAAUGAUGUACUUCGACCUGGGUGAUGAUGCGAACAAGGUGUACAACAACAUGACCGCGCUCUUCUUUAACAUCAUUUUCCUCAUGGUCACCGCCAUGAUGCCCACCUUCCUCACAUUUCCCUUGGAGAUGCCUGUGUUGAUUCGACAGAAUCUGAACUCGUGGUACAGCCUCAAGGCCUACUAUCUUGCCAAAACAUUCGUUGACUUCCCCUUUCAGAUUUUCUUCACCGUCCUCUACCUGGUGAUUGCUUACUUCAUGACAUCGCAGCCGUUCUUCACGGAUCGUAUCCUGAAGUACUUCGCCGUGAAUGCUUUUGUGUCGCUCAUUUCACAAACCGUGGGACUCAUCAUUGGUACUGUGUUCAGAAUUCAGAUGGCCGUAUUCGUAGGUUCGGUGAGCUUGGCCCCGUUGCUCCUCCUCUCCGGGUGUUUACUCAGUGUAGAGUCGAUGCCACAGUACAUACAAUGGCUCUCGUAUUUCUCGUUCGUGAAAUACUCCUUCGAGGGGUCCAUAUUCAGCAUCUAUAGUUUCGACCGGGAGGACCUCAAGUGCGCAGAACCGUAUUGUCUCUUCAAGAAACCACGUAUGUUCCUCGCUCAGAUGGACCUCGAAAACAACAUCUUCUGGAAUGAUCUCUGGAUCCUUAUUGGCAUACUGUUCGCCUUUCGACUUGCUGGCUACUUCCUGCUUCGAUGGAGAGUAACUAAACUCCAAUAGUACCUGUCUGCCAAAAUCUAUGCCAUGUUCUUCUACAGCGGGGGUUUCGUCCUGUGGUUGAGAUUUUCAAAAUCGGAGCCAGUUCCAGUUUUAGCCGUCCACUCUUUAAAAGAGCUCUGGCCUUAGUCCGCCCGUCCUUGGUCCGUCCUGAGAAGAGAUAAAUUGAGCCAAGAUUUUCAGGUUUAUGCUGGCUGGUGCUAGACCCUGGCCCGGCUGCAGUUCUUUCUCUUUCAGCUUCACCUUGACUGGUUCGACAAAACAAAAAACGUUCCAAAUAAAUAUUAUAAAUCCACUAAGAUGAAAUAGGGGAAACUAGUACAAGAGAAAAUCGAGGUGUCCUUCCUAUCUGUCAAAUGAUUUUCUAGAGUUGUGUAUCAUGACCAGAAUACCAAAAUGCCUGGAGUGUAUGUAACUUUUCUGAAGAUUGGGGGGGGGGGGGGUUAAAUAAAAAUACAUUAAGAA
Darwinula stevensoni is the source of this 2325-nucleotide messenger RNA. Lineage: Eukaryota; Metazoa; Arthropoda; Ostracoda; Podocopida; Darwinulidae. The record is from the annotation of a GenBank genome assembly.